GCUCUGUCGCGGUUUGUUGUGGUUCGGGGUGAGGAAAAUGGGGCUGGCGGAGCUCCUGAUCGCCCUGGCGGUCUUGCCGUGGGCCUUCCGCGGCGGGUCUGGCGCGCUGGCACUGCCGGAGAAAGUGUCUUCACCAAGCAAUAUUGUCAUAGAUUCAUAUAAUUUCAACACCUCUGUUCGGUGGGAUUACAAAAGUGUGUCUUCAAAGACUCUCUUUACUGUGAACAUCAAGUGCUAUGAUGGGGUUGGUGACAUGGAAGUUGAUAACUGUGUAAACAUAACAAAACGCUAUUGUGAUAUCACCCACAAGGUUGAUCAGUCGUGUGAUACAUUCUGGGUGAAGGUUAAAGCUCUCAAUGGACUGCAUGAAUCUGACUAUACAUAUUCAGACCGAUAUCAUUUGUUUGAGAAUGGCCGAAUAGCACCACCAAAAUUUAAUAUCUACGUUGAGAAUCUUGAAAUAAUAGUUGAUACUGAAGUUCCUCUCACUCCAUAUGGCAACAAGUUCCCACUUACUUUAAGGGCAAACAUCACAGACUUCACCUCCAGAGUGUUCCUUUGGGAAAAAGGAGACCCAAAAGAGCGUCAAGAAUUUGAGGCAGAGGAAUGUAACGACACAGCAUGUACCAUAAAAAUUCAAGUUAAUUAUUCGGAAAGCUUGUAUUGUGUUUCAGUUCAAGGAUUUUCAGAAGAGUUUGCCAUUCAGAGUGAAGAAUCUGAAGAGAGAUGUAUUGGCAUUUCUCCUAAACACUCAUCAGAUUUAACAGUGCCUAUAACUGUAGGUGUUCUUGGAUUUCUUCUUUUGGUGGGAAUCUUAGCAGGAAUUUACAGAUGGUUCAGUAAGAAACAGAGAACAAUUAAACUUCCUAAGUCUCUGGCUGCUGUGGUAAGAAACAUGAACCCAGUCAACUUUGACCCCAAACCAGAAGACAGACAUGCUGCUCUUAUAACUGAACCAGACAUUAAGCCAGAGUCGGAUCCCUCAGGAGAGGCCACUGGCCUCAGUGACUCUGACCAAGAAGCAGAUACACUUCACUCUCGGAGAACUUCAAGUCUCCAUGAAGGCAUUAUUGUGGAAAUAUCUGAAGGUGAACAAAGUGCCGAAGAGAAUGAAAAUUAUAUUAGAGAUCUCAGUGGCCAAGAAGAGAUGUGCAGCAGUGUUCCAAAUCUGGAUCUUCCCAAUGCAGAUGUGGAACAACCCACACUCCCAGAUAGCUGCAGAAACAUUUCUGGCUAUGACAGGCAUCGUUGGCUUCCUCCUGAUGUGGAAGAAAGGCUGAAUGCACAGAGUUCCAGUGACACACCAGAAGCCCAAGAGAUCCAUUUCUCAAUCAGAUAACAUUGUGAAAGAGAGAGAGAAGCAAUUACUUUUGACUAUCACAAAUAUCCAUUGUAAAGGUUUAUAAGCACUUUGAAGUAUUCUGCUAUGAAUUUGAAGAACUGUAGAGUUGGAAUGGACCCGAAGGGUCAACUAGUCCAACCCCCUGUGAGGCAAGAAUAAUAAUCUCUUGCUACCCCCACUGUGGGAGGCAGUAUGCUUUUUUGAAUACUGGAUGCAGGAAACCUCAGGAUGUGAAAUGCUGCUGUGUUUCAGGCCCUGGUUGUGUGCUUCCUGUAGGCAUCUGCUUGGCCAACUAACUGAAAACAGCAUUCAGACCUAGAUGAACCACUUACUGCAAUUUUUUACUUCCCAUAAUAUAUGUGUUUAUGAUUUAUGAUGUGAAAUUUGAAACUAUGAUUUCCCGAUCCUAAAAAAAAGUAUGUUGCAAGCUAACACUCACAUACUUAAGAGUAAGCCAUGCUGAAUCUCUUACUUCAAAGAAGACCUGACUGUUUUAUUAUAACCAAAGACUUAGUUUAACCGUACAACUACACACACACACUGUUCUAGAGAAGGGCUUCAGCUAACUUUUCUAAUAACAGCUAUACAGAUACAGAUAAAUAAGUUUCCAUAAAUAUCCUCAAGCAUUAAAUUGUACCCUUCCCACCA
Molecule: messenger RNA, 1990 nt
Organism: Lacerta agilis (Sand lizard)
Lineage: Eukaryota; Metazoa; Chordata; Lepidosauria; Squamata; Lacertidae
Gene: IFNGR1
Product: interferon gamma receptor 1
Exons: 7
Coding region: 38-1339 (433 amino acids)
Molecular function (GO): protein binding
Source: RefSeq, a predicted model, not a curated record